AUGACAAACAGCAAGUAGAAAAUAAUCUUGGACUUGAUGAUAACAGCUUCUCAGCAAAGUAUGAAACAGGAUUUGGGAGAAGACUUCCAUUUGAGAACCUCCCUUUCCUGGAAACCCACCCAGAACCUCCACCCUAUGACACCAUGGUCAGCGCCUGCUGUGGCUCCAUCUGCUCUGACCAGGGCUGUGGCCAAGGCCUCUGCCAGGAGACCUGCUGCCGCCCCAGCUGCUGCCAGACCACCUGCUGCAGGACCACCUGCUACCGCCCCAGGUGCUGUGAGUCCAGCUGCUGCAGACCCCAGUGCUGCCAGCCCGUGUGCUGCCAGUCCAUCUGCUGUUACCCCAGGUGCUGCAUCUCCAGCUUCUGCCACCCCAGGUGCUGUGAGUCCAGCUGCUGCCGCCCCAUCUGCUGCCUCUGUCAGGAGACCUGCUGCCGCCCCAGCUGCUGCCAGACCACCUGCUGCAGGACCACCUGCUGCCACCCCAGCUGUGGUGUGUCCAGCUGCUGCCGCCCCGUCUGCUGCCGGACCACCUGCCGCCCCAGCUGUGGUGUGUCCAGCUGCUGCCGCCCCGUCUGCUGCCGGACCACCUGCCGCCCCAGCUGUGGUGUGUCCAGCUGCUGCCGCCCCGUCUGCUGCCGGACCACCUGCCGCCCCAGCUGUGGUGUGUCCAGCUGCUGCCGCCCCGUCUGCUGCCGGACCACCUGCCGCCCCAGCUGUGGUGUGUCCAGCUGCUGCCGCCCCGUCUGCUGCCGGACCACCUGCCGCCCCAGCUGUGGUGUGUCCAGCUGCUGCCGCCCCAUCUGCUGCCAGACCACCUGCCACCGUACAACUUGCUGCCGCUCCAGCUGCGGUAGAUCCUCCUGCUGAACUCAUAUCUGACUAUCAACCAUGAGCCAGCCACCAUCACAUCAGUGUGAAAGUGUCAUUCAUUCUAACUUUUCCAUGUUUUAAAUGACCACCAAGUUUAUUAUCCUGUGACACUACCAAGCCACUGGAGAAAGAGCCUCCAUCUGGAUUCAGUACCACCCCUGCUUCCCAGAAAUCUCUUUCCUGCAUUCAGCCUCACAUGCACUAUGCUGUUCGAUCAAACCCCCAAGUCUCUGGCUGUUACACUUGCCUUGACCUUCAUAAUUGCAUGUUAACUAUUUCUCAAUAAUACUAUCUUGAUAUCAUAAAUUUGUGUAUCCUUCUUUACUUAUUUCUGAGAGCUGAUUUUCAGUUUAUUUUCUAGCAUUCUUUCUCUCAAGAUAAAGAAAAGUGUGGAUUUCUGUGGCCAGGAAAGAAAAUAGAUUUUUCAAAUGUUACCUAAUGCCUAUAUUAUAGAAAGGACUUUAUAUAUGUAUGUUUUUUCAAAAUAAGAUAACUCACCUUACCUAAUAAACAAUGGUUUUUUUAUCCAGUCUGUAAAAUGAUUAAUCACCUGGCAUGUUCAUUGCACCAUUGGGCUUUGGGGAGCAUUCCAACCUACGUGAGGCACAGUUGUUUCCUGCCAGGAGC
This is a messenger RNA of Camelus dromedarius (Arabian camel), 1499 nucleotides long. RefSeq names its product keratin-associated protein 4-12-like. NCBI's taxonomy places the organism in Eukaryota, Metazoa, Chordata, Mammalia, Artiodactyla, Camelidae. The coding region runs from base 144 to 869 and encodes 241 amino acids. The record is from RefSeq and is a predicted model, not a curated record. Gene Ontology annotation, cellular component: keratin filament. The transcript has 2 exons.